Messenger RNA from Penicillium olsonii, 3690 nucleotides. Lineage: Eukaryota; Fungi; Ascomycota; Eurotiomycetes; Eurotiales; Aspergillaceae. The record is from the annotation of a GenBank genome assembly.
AUGGGUGGGUUCUCGUUGAUCUUCGCUCGCGGGCGGUCAACCGGGUUCUUCGAAUGUUCGACUCGGCGCAUUUCGUAUCAAGUCUGGAAUAGUCAUCUUCUCAUCUUGAAGUGCCAUCUCUUUGAGUACUUGCCGCCCAAUUCUCCGAAGUCGCAGCCUGAACAUGUCGAGGCUACCUCUCCAGUCAACUUCGCCGCCCGGGCGUCCAAAGAAGCCGCCCUGACUGCGUUCGCGCAAUUAGGAGCUUUGCGACUUGGGGCGCAACGUGUGAUCAUUUCGCUGUUUGGUCGACACGAGCAGCACGUCCUGACCGAAGCUACUCGGACCCUUAGUCUCCAGGAUAACAUCCACCAUACUCCUGGCGAUCAGCUGUGGAUUGGUUGCUGUACUCUAUCAUAUGCGCGCAGUUUCUGCAAAGCGGUGAUGAAACCACAGACAGACGCACAGAGCGCUUGUGACCAAGUGAUCGUUCAGCAAGACCUGUUGCAAGACGAUGCCCUCAAAGAUCAUCCAGAUGUGAAAUCAUUUCCCAAUAUUCGCUUUGUGGCCUCGAGUCCUAUCAUCAGUCCGAAGGGGAUCGUGAUUGGCGCUUAUACUGUCCUCGACAAUAAGCCCCGCGAGGCGCUGGACAUCACAAGCCUGGAAUUCUUGGUCGAUAUGUCCCUCACGGUGAUGGAAUAUCUGGACACGAGCCAUUCGAGAAGCCAACAUUACCGAAGCGAACGCAUGAUGGUUGGCAUUGGGAGCUUUCUCGAGGGCAAAGGCAGUCUCAGGAGUUCUUGGCUCACCGAUACCGAGGACGCUCAAACUGCGGACGAUGAGAACAACGAGGGUCAUAUCAAUCGAAAGCAACAGGACAAACAGAUAUCGGAGAGAGUGGCAAAAUCCAUGGCAUCAAAUGGGCCAAAAAGCCACCUAACUUUCCAUUCUUAUAAUCUUGAUCGCCCCCAGAAACGGAGUUCCCAGACAUAUGGGGAACAAAACCAAUCUUCUGAAAUUCCAACAGCAAGCAUAUCAGAGCUGGACGCCCAGUCACAGGCGUCUCAGGCAGAACCUUCCGUCAGCGAUCAGUCAAAACAACCAUCGCGGAAAGAAGAGUACGCCUUGAAAGUGAAGGAGGCGUUUGCGCGAGGCGCCAAUCUCAUUCGUGAAAGCAUUGAAGUCGAGGCAGUCAUCUUUUUCGAUGCAAAUUUCCGCUCCCAAAUUCCCCUAGGAGAAAGCCCAAAUUCGGACUCCGAGAGCAGCACUGUGGAAGGCUUCUCUUCGGGCGAUGAAGAAGCUCGGUCCAGAGAAGCUGCUCGGCAGCGGGAACUUUCCACCGCAGAGCAGGCUAGCGCUGGAGGCCAAACCGCGUUGGAUCCAUGCGAAAUGAUUGCAUUCGCCACCUCGAGCACAUCCAGUAUCAACGACGAACUCAUGAACGAUAAGAGGAUUGCUCUGUCCGAGUCAUUCCUCAACGAGCUUCUGACCCGUUACCCUCAAGGCAAAAUUUUCAAUUACGGCGAGGAUGGCGCAUUAUCAUCUGACGAUGCCAGUGAUAGUGUGUUUAGGAAAUAUCUCCGACGUCACAAGGGUAGAAAGUAUAAAAGGACCGAACGGGGAGUAUUACGCCAAGAUGCCGAGACACUUUUACGACUUGCACCCGAUUCUCGAAGUAUCAUUUUCUCGCCACAGUGGGAUUCAAACAAAGGAAAAUGGUACUCAGGCAGUCUGACGUGGACAAGAGCUAAGCACCGGGUCUUCACUUCAGACGAUGAGCUAGCCUUCCUGUUAACGUUCGGUCAUAGCCUUAUGGCAGAAGUACACCGACUCCACGCCCAGUUCACCGACCAAGCGAAAGGAGACUUACUCGCCGGACUAAGCCAUGAGCUUAGAUCACCUCUUCAUGGUAUCUUCGGCACAGUGGAGCUUCUCAACGACACUUCCAUCGAUACACUACAGCGGGGAUUCGUUCAUACGAUUGCCUCUUGUGCUAUUAACGAUAUUCCAACAUACAAUUCCAUUGGCCCCGCUGGCUCUGGAAGCAAAACCGAUCGACCGGGAGUCCGUUCGCGUUCAAAACCUGGAAAUCUUGAGCUAGACUCUUAUGUCGAACUUGAUGCUGCUGUUGAGGAUGCUGUAGAAACAGUCGUCGCGGGCUAUGCUUUCUUCAAUAGCACGCGCUCCCCACUUCGCGGAGUAGCUGGAUUGGCGACCCAAGGGGCCAAAGCCUUUGACUCCCAUGGCGGAGUGAAGGUGAUUCUUGAUAUCGAACCCGCUCAAAGCUGGAAGUUCUCAACACGACCGGGAGCCUGGCAUGUGAUUCUUACGAAUUUGCUCGGGAAUGCGUUGAAAUUCACCCAGCAGGGCCACAUCCUCGUGUCUUUGAAAUCUUCUUCGGUCAGACUUGGAAAGGAUGGUGCGCCCAAGCGGUCGAAGAUCAUGGUCAGUAUUAAGGACACCGGGUGCGGGAUUGGUCCUGAGUACAUGAAAAAUGACAUAUUCGCUGCCUUCGAGCAAGAAGAUAGCAUGUCAACGGGUAAUGGUCUGGGGCUUAAUAUCACACGCAGGAUAGUAUCCUCGCUUGGCGGUGACAUCCAGCUUCAUUCCGAACCAGAUGUUGGCACUGAGUCUGUGAUCACUGUGAACCUCGAUCAUAUAUCUGAGCUCGACACGCCCGAAGAUGUGAUUGUUCAAUCCCCGAUCCCAGCAACGAGAGCGCUUCUCAGUGGGAAGUCCAUUGGGCUAUUAGGACUAGGGAAUUCCACAUUUGACAUGGCCCUAUGUGCCUCAUUAGAGAGACUGUGUCAGGACUGGCUCGGUAUGGCCGUCCGCGCAGUGUCGCCGGCGGACUCUCGAUUUGCUCACUGUGACUUUUACAUUUCCACGCAUGAAUAUUUGGAUAUGGGGAAUAUGGAAAUCAAAUCCAUUGCACCCGGCGAAAAACAGCAUCUCUCUUCCCCUGUCAUAAUCAUCUGUCCGUCUCCAAGGAUCGCGCAUUCGAUGUUCGUGCAAGCGAGGAAGCGAGGAGAUACAGAGGUCCUCCAGUUCAUCAGCCAGCCAUGCGGACCACGCAAGUUGGCAAAAGCCCUGGACAUCAGCAUGAAACGCCAGCAGCAGCGUUCUGAUCUGGCCCAAGGCAAAAGCGAAAACGUCGAUCGUUCCUCGCGAUCUAGAAACCGGACCGAUUCAGACGAGCGGAAUAGAUACUCGCUUGUCCAUGUCCCGGAGCUGGGAGUCGGUGGGCAAUCUGGCGCCGAAGUGACGAACAAUCAGAGCUCAAUUUACAGCCAUGGUCCGGAAACUUCAUUUGAGACUAACCAAUCACGCGAGAAUGUCAAUGAUAUAAACAGUUCCGAGUACCCAUCGGAAUCUCCAGCAGAGGAACCUUCUGAAAAGCAAGAUCAGCCCCAGCCUGAACCCGAAGUGAUACCUUCCAUGGCUGUCCUGCUUGUGGAUGACAAUGAGAUCAAUCUCAGAAUGCUUGUUGCGUUUAUGAAAAAGGUCAAAUGCGACUAUUUGCAGGCGCACGAUGGAAAAGAAGCUCUUGAACUAUUCAAGGAAAACGCGUACAGGAUCAAAGUAAUACUCAUGGGCAAGUCAUAUCAACACCGACGUUCCAGUGGAUAUGUUCUACUAACAUCCCCAACAGACAUAUACAUGCCAGUAAUGGACGGGUUGGAAUCGACCAGGCGAAUUCGAGACUUUUAG